AUUGUCUUGCGGAAAUGAAGGCUUAAGGACAAGUUAUCGACCAGAUUGGAAGAUGGGAUCGAACAGCAGCAGAAUCGGUGAUCUUCCUAAAAACGAGUACUUAAAAAAGUUAUCGGGCACGGAAUCCGUCUCUGAGAAUGACCCGUUCUGGAAUCAGCUCCUCUCGUUUUCUUUCCCUGCACCGACCAGCAGCACCGAGCUGAAGCUCUUGGAGGAAGCAACUGUUUCAGUCUGCAGGUCUUUAGUUGUAAACAAUCCUCGAACAGGAAACCUUGGUGCGCUAAUUAAGGUCUUCCUUUCUAGAACCAAAGAACUAAAACUUUCGGCAGAAUGUCAGAACCACAUCUUCAUUUGGCAGACACACAACGCUUUGUUUAUUAUUUGCUGUCUGCUGAAGGUGUUCAUCUGUGAGAUGUCAGAGGAGGAAUUGCAACUUCAUUUCACGUACGAAGAAAAAUCUCCCGGCAGUUACAGUUCUGACGCUGAAGAUCUUUUGGAAGAAUUGCUCUGUUGUUUGAUGCAGUUAAUCACUGAUAUUCCACUCUUAGAUAUUACAUAUGAAAUCUCAGUAGAAGCUGUAUCAACAAUGGUGGUUUUCCUUUCUUGCCAACUCUUCCACAAGGAGGUUUUGCGACAGAGCAUCAGUCACAAGUAUUUGAUGCGAGGUCGAUGUCUUCCAUACACCAGCAAACUUGUGAAAACCCUAUUGUAUAACUUUAUCAGACAAGAGAAGCCGCCCCCUCCAGGAGCACACGUUCUCCCACAGCAAUCCGAUGGGGGCGGACUGCUGUAUGGACUCGCAUCCGGAGUAGCAACUGGCCUCUGGACGGUCUUCACACUGGGCGGCGUGGGCAGCAAAGCAGCUGCCACUCCAGAACUUUCUUCUCCUCUGGCCAACCAGAGUCUCCUGCUUCUGCUGGUGCUGGCCAACCUGACCGACGCUGCAGAUACGCCAAACCCCUACAGACAGGCCAUUAUGUCCUUUAAGAAUACGCAAGAUAGCAGUCCUUUCCCCUCAUCAAUUCCACACGCUUUCCAGAUUAACUUCAACAGUUUGUACACAGCUCUGUGUGAACAGCAGACGUCCGACCAAGCAACUCUCCUCUUGUACACAUUGCUGCAUCAGAAUAGUAACGUUAGAACAUACAUGUUGGCUCGCACAGACAUGGAAAAUCUUGUUUUACCAAUUCUUGAGAUUCUGUAUCACGUUGAAGAAAGAAAUUCACACCAUGUGUACAUGGCCCUUAUAAUAUUACUGAUCCUUACAGAAGAUGAUGGCUUUAAUAGAUCCAUUCACGAAGUGAUAUUAAAAAAUAUCACUUGGUAUUCAGAACGGGUUUUAACUGAAAUUUCACUGGGGAGUCUCCUGAUACUGGUCGUAAUAAGAACCAUCCAGUACAACAUGACAAGGACAAGAGACAAGUACCUUCACACCAACUGUCUGGCCGCCUUGGCAAAUAUGUCGGCACAGUUUCGUUCCCUCCACCAGUACGCUGCCCAGAGGAUCAUCAGUUUGUUUUCCUUGCUGUCUAAAAAACACAACAAAGUUCUGGAACAAGCCACACAGUCCUUGAGAGGUUCACUGAGUUCCAAUGAUGUUCCUCUACCAGAUUACGCACAAGACCUAAAUGUCAUUGAAGAAGUGAUUCGAAUGAUGUUAGAGAUCAUCAAUUCCUGCCUGACAAAUUCUCUUCACCACAAUCCAAACUUGGUGUACGCACUGCUUUACAAGCGAGAUCUCUUUGAACAGUUUCGAACUCAUCCUUCAUUUCAGGAUAUAAUGCAAAAUAUCGAUCUGGUGAUCACCUUCUUCAGCUCAAGGUUGCUGCAAGCGGGAGCCGAGCUCUCCGUGGAACGGGUCCUGGAAAUCAUCAAGCAGGGGGCCGUCGCACUGCCCAAAGACAGGCUGAAGGAUUAUGGUUAAAGAGAGAUUAAUUAAUCUGUAGGAGGUCCCAAGCCAUUUAACUCUUAUUUAGAGCAAGAUCCUAUGGAGACCAAGAUCAUGGAUAAAUCCCUUAGAUGCCGGUUCACUUUUUUCCGAAACAUAGCAAGAAAGUGUACUCCUGACUCCAGAUUUCCAUCUCGCUCUGUGGUUGCAAGAGGGACCGAUGAGGGAAGAGGGAUGAUUUAGUUUAAAAAAAAAAAAAAAAAAGACAAGAAAGCAAGCCAUCCCCAGUACUAGAAAAGAAACUAAAGUUAUAUUUAUUCACAGAUGGUGAGUCAUCCUCAGUUGGUUUAAAUGAUAGCACAUUAUUACCACAGAUGUUACCAGAAAAAAAGGCUGUUUAUCUUUAUAAUCAAGCCUUAUCUCAAUUAUUUUAAUCAUCUUUUUGGAUUGAGUGUUUAUAAUAAAACGAAUCACUUAAAACCUCUAGAGUUUAAUUCAUAGAACACUGCUGUAUCUAGAGUUGAUUGAAAAUUCAAGCUGUGUGUUGAAUAAUAUUUGUAUUAUACCACAUGACAGCACAUUAUUGCCUUUUGGCUGGUUUACUACUAUAUACUGAUAAAAUAAUUGUCGGGCCUGUAAUAAUAGCUUUGUGUGCAAGAUUGAUGUAAAAGAGGUUGUUUUAAAUUGGAAAUGCUGUUGUAAUAAGGUCUUUCUGAAAGUGUGGGAUAGUGUGCAGUUAUUGAUUUGUUCUUUUCCUAAAAUAUAAAUUAAACAUCAAGAAAAUUCGGAGUUCUUUCCAACGACCCUUUGGGUUGUUAAGAGGAACACAAGGCUCCUUGCUCCUGAGAAAUAAUCAGCUAGUGUCAGCUGAAGAUGAGCCAAAAGGUUUUGAAGUUUUCCUUGCAUUAUAGGACUGAAGCCAAAUUUGUAGAGGAGUUAUUCUUCCAAUUUUGGGCAAGUAAACAUUAAGAUCUGGAAGCCCAUGGCAUAGUAAUUGACUUUCAACCAAAUAAAAUAUUUUUCAAUCAAAUGUUAUUUGA
This is a messenger RNA of Felis catus (domestic cat), 2928 nucleotides long. RefSeq names its product dymeclin (gene DYM). Gene Ontology annotation, biological process: Golgi organization. NCBI's taxonomy places the organism in Eukaryota, Metazoa, Chordata, Mammalia, Carnivora, Felidae. The record is from RefSeq and is a predicted model, not a curated record. Gene Ontology annotation, cellular component: Golgi apparatus. Bases 53 to 1924 code for a protein of 623 amino acids. The transcript has 16 exons.